Molecule: messenger RNA, 420 nt
Organism: Neomonachus schauinslandi (Hawaiian monk seal)
Lineage: Eukaryota; Metazoa; Chordata; Mammalia; Carnivora; Phocidae
Gene: SMIM34
Product: small integral membrane protein 34
Exons: 2
Coding region: 1-420 (139 amino acids)
Source: RefSeq, a predicted model, not a curated record
AUGGAACUGACCAAGUGGACUCCUCAGGGAGCCCCCAACCAGACCCAGGACAGCACUGGCUUCAGCUACCUGCUGAGAGACCACAUGGAGGGGAGGAGCAGCACCAACUCCACCAGGGCCCUGAAACUUCCAGAUGGGACCAGUGCUGCCUGGUACAUCCUCACCAUCAUUGGCAUCUAUGGAGUGAUCUUCCUCUUCCGAUUGGCCAGCAACAUCCUCAGAAAGAAUGAUAAAUCCUUGGAAGAUAUUUACUACUCCAAUUUGACCUCCGAACUCAAAAAGAAAGGUCUCCAAAGCAAGGUGGCCAAAUGCUCUGCAUUGACCAUUAGCAACAGAGCUGUCCUGCAGCCCAACCAGGCCAGCCUGGGGCCAAAAUAUAAAAAUAGUGAGUGCCAAACUGAAAUCCAAGGGAUCCCUUGA